GCGGCCGAUGGGGGGCGCCGUCGCGAGAGGAGCACCGCGGCGCCAUCGCUGCCACUCCCGAAUGGAGUUCCCGUGCAGGACGCCGGCCCGCACGCAGGGCCCCCAGGGCCCCGGGGCGUCUGCUCUUCCUCUGCUGCUGCUGCUGCUGCUGCUGCUGCUGCUGCUGCUGCUGCUGCCACCGAGGCCCGUGGGCUGCCUGGCAAGCCAAGCCCCAGGGACACUGCCUGAGCUUGCUUCCGCCGGCCCUGGCGUCCCCUGCACCUCCAGUGCCACCUGUCCCUCAGACGAGCCUCGCCUCCCCCGCCAGGCCCCCACCGACCUGUCGCAGCCCAUGCCCCUCCAGACCCAGACCAUGUCUGUUUCUACCGGGUACAACAGCUUCCUCACCUGCGGCUCCUCCCACGAGAAGGACCCCACCCUCAGGGACCCAGAGUCCAUGGCUCGGCGGUGGCCAUGGAUGGUCAGCGUGCAGGCCAACGGCACACACAUCUGUGCGGGCACCCUCAUUGCCUCCCGCUGGGUGCUGACUGUGGCCCACUGCCUGAUCUUGCAAAAUGUUACCUAUUCAGUGCGGGUGGGGAGCCCGAGAAUAGACCAGAAAUCCCCGACGACCUCCGACGUCCCAGUGUACCAGGUCAUCUUGAACAAACGGUACCGGCCGCAUCGGUACUGGUCCUGGGUGGGUCGGGCCCACGACAUUGCCCUCCUCAAGCUCACGUGGCCGCUCAAAUACAACAAGUACGUCUGGCCCAUCUGCCUGCCUGGCUUGGACUUUGAGGUGAAGGACGGCUCCCUCUGCACUGUAACGGGCUGGGGACUCCCCAAGUUUAACGGCGUGUGGCCCCAGUUCCUGAGCAUUCAGGAGAAGGGAGUCACCAUCCUGAACAACAAGGAUUGUGACAAGUUAUACCACAAGGUCUCCAAAGUGCCCUCUCUGGUUCGGGUCGUGGACUCCCAGAUGGUCUGUGCGGAGGACUUGGACAGGGAACACUUCUGCUACGAGAUAAGUGGUGAGCCCUUGGCCUGUUCUGUGGACUCUACGUGGUACCUGGUGGGACUGGUGACCUGGGGCCCAGGCUGCGGGAGGAGCGAGGCCCCGCCCAUCUACCUGCAGGUCACCGCCUACCAGCACUGGAUCUGGGAACGGGUCAGCGGGCAGGCCCUGUCAGCCCCAUCCAGGGCCCUGCUCCUGGUGCUCCUGCUGUCCCUCAGCCUCCUUGCUGCCCUCUGACAUCCUCGUGCUGUCCCCUGGGGGUGCCGUCCUCACCCUCUGGGCCCAGCAUGCUGCAGGUGUAGCUCUCCCUGCCCCGCAGGGCAGGGCAGAGCAGAGAUGAGGUGCUCAAUUAAAGGCUUCUCUU
This is a messenger RNA of Lontra canadensis (Northern American river otter), 1358 nucleotides long. RefSeq names its product probable threonine protease PRSS50. Gene Ontology annotation, cellular component: endoplasmic reticulum. Gene Ontology annotation, biological process: proteolysis. Lineage: Eukaryota; Metazoa; Chordata; Mammalia; Carnivora; Mustelidae. Gene Ontology annotation, molecular function: threonine-type endopeptidase activity; serine-type endopeptidase activity. Bases 8 to 1231 code for a protein of 407 amino acids. The transcript has 6 exons. The record is from RefSeq and is a predicted model, not a curated record.